Molecule: messenger RNA, 1062 nt
Organism: Talaromyces atroroseus
Lineage: Eukaryota; Fungi; Ascomycota; Eurotiomycetes; Eurotiales; Trichocomaceae
Exons: 2
Coding region: 1-1062 (353 amino acids)
Source: RefSeq, a predicted model, not a curated record
AUGCAGCCGUCUUUGCAACAGGUCGGUCUGCAUUCAAACCAGAGGCUUGACGACAUCGCUUUCGUCCCCUACUGGGCCCGCUGCCAAGUUCAAUACGCUCAAAACCUCCUAGACUAUUCUCCGGAGCCAAUCGAAUACGACUAUCACGACGACGACGGUUGGGAGACCUGCUUUUUCUUCCCCGAGGAUUGCACACGUGCCCCUGCGUCAUAUCCCUCAGACGCCUCUGAGAUCGAGACCGACGCCGACACCGACCUGAGCGUUAAGUCUGAUUUGAGCGAUGCCGAUGCCAAUUCGGACGACAACAUGACACCAUCACUCCCAGAUAUUAAGAUGAUCGACACGGAGGCCCUCAGCGAUCUGCUAGAGGAUAACCUCGCGCCUCCACAAAUCACCUCAAUACUAAUAUUUGCUACCAAUGGCGCCAUUUUCGCUUAUGCAUCGAAAUUGUCAACCCGCCAGCUACGCAACUUGAGCGCGACAUACGGUGCAGCAUAUACAUCGUUUGCCAGAACGGCCUCGACAGGGAACUUGACCGGGGUGAAGCAUGCUAGUCACCCGUCGUCAUUCGUUACCGCACCGUCAAUAUCCCUGGGCGAUGUUGGGUCGAUUGUCUUCGAGCAUGAGAACCAGGUGGCGGUGGUUACGAGGAUUGCCGAUAAGGUGCUUCUCGCUGCAGUGGGGCCAGAGAAACUACCACAAGCAGUCGAAGAGAGUAAGAGUGCGGCUGGUCCUGGCGCUGAAAUAGAUUCCAAUGUCGAGUCUGCUGAGUCGGCGCCGGCAGGAGAGGAAGCUUCGUCGUCGCAGCAGCAGCAACAACAACAACAUGUAGAAUCACCAUCACCUUCAUCAUCACUCAAAGCCGAGUCUCAACAACAAAACGGGAACAGUCUACUGGCGACACAAUACCAAAUUGACCGAGACAAUGAUCUCGCACGUCUUGCAGCAUUAAACCUCAGUUCGUCGCCAGAAAUACUGUUAGCGCUGGAAUCGAAGUCUGCUGCUCUAGGACGGUUUCUGCGACAGAAACUGCAGGACCUUGAAAGUCCGGAGGAUUUUUGA